Clonostachys byssicola is the source of this 1596-nucleotide messenger RNA. Lineage: Eukaryota; Fungi; Ascomycota; Sordariomycetes; Hypocreales; Bionectriaceae. The record is from the annotation of a GenBank genome assembly.
AUGAGAGCCACUUUAGGUCUUGCCUUGUUCUGGACCAGCCAUGUUACGGCACUCGGAUACGCAGACAGACAAAAGACGCCUUUGAAAGAUGAUGAAAGAGUGGCAGCACUCUUUCCAGCUCCUGAAGGUGAUCUGAUAUCACCGGCGUUUUUAUUUCCCCAUACCGUUCCUGAGGGCUUCGCCAAUAAUUCGGCCCCUCCUACCGACAGUGUUACUUCGGCGUCAUUUCUCAAGUUACUGGCCCAGAAGAAUCCAUGGAUAAACUAUCAUGAGCCCGACUUUACAUCUGAAGAAGGACGGGUUAUCCCCUAUGUUUACUUAUCGAAAACUCGCAAAGAUUACACGGAGGGUUCAUCGGACAACAAACUGCGAAUAUGGAUCCAAGGAGGCACGCACGGAGACGAGCCCGCGGGCCCUCAAUCGGUCCUCGCAUUGCUUGGAAAACUCAACGAUGACAAGAAAUGGGCUUCAUCAGUCCUUGACAAAGCGGAUCUCCUGGUGCUUCCGUUGUAUAACCCUGAUGGCACGCAGAACUUUCAGCGAGAGCUUGUCACCGGAUUUGACGGCAACCGGGAUCAUGCUCUACUCCAAAGGAAACAGACUCGAGACGUGAAGCAACUACUCAACAGAUUCAAUCCUCAUAUUUCCCACGACGCCCACGAAUACACAGCUUGGAACCGAUUUGGCGGGAACUACAUCAAGUCUCACGACCUUCAGUUUUCUGCCGUGAAGAAUCCCAACAUCAGGCCGGAGAUUAGAAGUCUCGGUGAGCGCCUUUUCACUGAUACAGUCUACUCCACCGUGAGAAAGGCCGGAUAUCGCACGGGUCCCUACUUCACAGGCACUACUUCAGGAAGUGCAAUCACCCUGACCGAGCCGGGCUCCUCUAGCUCGGGCGGGCACAACUCGUGGGGACUUGGCCAGCGGCUCUCAUUUCUCGCUGAGACGCGUGGUAUCAGAUUGGGUGACCAGCACUUCAAGCGGAGGGUCAGUACGGGACUUUUGGCUGCCGAGACGGUUCUGCGGGUAGCCACGGAGAACAAAGAUUUGAUCUACAACACAAUCGAGGACGCUCGUCGAGAUUUUAUCAACGGAAACGAUGAGAUAGUCGUGGUGGAUAAAUCAAGAGUGACAAAUAUAGAUAUCGACCUUAUUGAUGUUACCACAGGCGAGGUGGUUGAUGUGCCGGUAACUUUCAACAACAACACACCCUCGGACGUGGUGUUGACCCGCCCCCGCCCCGAAGCCUACAUUUUCUCGGGUGCCUGGUCUGACAUUGCUGAGCGGCUUCGAGUCUUGGGGCUCAAGGUUGACGUCCUGGAGAGUGACUUCUACGGCACGGUCGAAACUCUCGUGGCCACCAACGUAACUUUGGCCACUGGCAGGAACCAAGGAAUCGUGCAGGCAACUGUCACUACAAAACCAGGCACAAGAAUCGUUCGUAUCCCAGCUGGCGGCUUCCGAGUGAGCACCCGUCAACAAAAUGCUGCCUACGCCUUCAUCACCUUGGAGCCGGAGAAUGUAUCCUCGUUUGUGACAACAAACACUAUUCCUUUGGAGGUUGGAGAAGAGUACCCCGUGUUUAGGAUCGUAUGA